Messenger RNA from Cornus florida, 2092 nucleotides. RefSeq lists its product as uncharacterized. Lineage: Eukaryota; Viridiplantae; Streptophyta; Magnoliopsida; Cornales; Cornaceae. Bases 858 to 1907 code for a protein of 349 amino acids. The record is from RefSeq and is a predicted model, not a curated record. The transcript has 4 exons.
UGUUGGGUCACUUCAAAUUUUAUGUUGCAAGUGUGAAAUCAUUUCAUUUCCUACUACGUGUUGGGUUUGUGGAAUUGGAAUUGGAAUUGGAAAUGGGUUUGAACAAUUUUCUUUCAGUUCCAAUUCCAAUGUUCCGAUUUGAUAGUCUUUCUUAGAACCAUAUUCUAAUUUUUGUUUUGAUAGAUAAUGUUAAUUUUAGCAUAAAAUUGCGAAAUUAUUUAGAAAAAAAACAAAAUAUAAUUGUGAAACUGAAAAAAAAAAAUAUAGAAAAGAGGAAAUUUUAGGACUCCCAAUGUAAUUGAAAUCAUUCAUCAAAUUAGAGCCAAUUUUAUCUUUCAGUAGCCCUCUGAAAUGAAACCUUUUUGUUUUAUGGAGGGGCAUACUUUUUAGAGCAAGUCUAUUAUGAGAGAGUUCUGAGUGAUGGUUUUUUUUUUUUUUUUUUUAAUAAUUCCUCAAAAGCUUCAGUAAAGUAAUAAAAUUAUUUCAGUGGGAUAUUGACAUCUGCUAAUGUUUUGUUUAACUUUCUAAAUUUCUUGUUAUUUUGGGAAUGAAUUGGAUUCUGGCGUGAAACUCAUACAUCUAAACAAAUGAGAAUUUCUAUUUCAUCUACAUAAAUAUAUGUGUGUGUGUGUGUGUGUAUUUGUGGUACAAAUAUUCACAGACCAUUUUAUGGUAAAAAUCUCUUUUCAUUUUGAUACAAUUGUUAAGGCCAACCCUGAAUGCAGUUGAUGUUUUUUACUUCGGCAGAAAAUAUGAUAUUGAUAUCACAGACAUGAUAAUCUUAUACCUAAUUACUUAGUUCAAAAGCUUUAUCUUCAAAGUACCUGGUAAUAUCUCCAGUCAUUGCAUUGCUUUUUAUGGCACAUUUCAAUUUUUUUUCAAGGAUGUUUAAGACAAUUACAGCGGUCUUGUUGAUCGGUUUUAUAGCAUGUGCAUAUCAAACAACCCGCCCUCCACCUCCAAACAUCUGUGGUUCCACCGGUGGUCCACCGGUGACCGCACCAAGAAUAAAGCUUAGGGAUGGAAGGUAUUUGGCCUAUAAGGAGCACGGUGUCCCCAAAGAAACAGCCAAAUAUAUAAUUAUAUAUUUACAUGGCUUUGGCUCUAGCAGACAUGAGAUAGCCGUUACAACAUGGGAAAUAGUUGAGGAAUUACGGGUGCACUUUGUAACUUUCGACAGACCAGGUUAUGGAGAAAGUGAUCCAGAUCCAAAACGAACAAUGAAGAGUACAGCUCUGGAUAUAGAAGAGCUAGCUGAUAAGUUGGCACUUGGAUCCAAAUUUUACAUAAUUGGGAAUUCAAUGGGAGGACAGGUUGUUUGGGGUUGCCUUAAGUACAUCCCUCACCGUCUAGCAGGAGCAGCACUACUCUGUCCAGUUAUCAACUACUGGUGGCCGACCUUUCCUGCGAAUUUGUCUGAAGAAGCUUACCGCCAACAAUUCCCACAAGAUCAAUGGGCACUCCGUGUUGCUCACUAUGCCCCAUGGCUCACGUACUGGUGGAACACUCAGACAUUGUUUCCCGCAUCAAGUGUUAUGGCGGGAAAGCCUAAAUUCAGCCAGAAGGAUAUAGAUUUCAUGUCCAAGGUUGCCGGGAGGCAAAAGCGCAAGGCAAAUGUGACACAACAAGGAGAUUUCGAGUCUAGGCAUCGUGACAUGAUGAUUGGAUUCGGGAGAUGGGAAUUCGAUCCUAUGGAUCUCAAGAACCCUUUUCCUGGAAAUGAAGGCUCUGUCCAUGUAUGGCAGGGUGAUGAAGACGGUCUCGUGCCUGUUACCCUGCAGCGUUAUAUUGCUGGAAAGCUUCCAUGGAUUCACUACCACGAAUUACCAGGCGCAGGACAUUUGUUUCCCGGUGCAGAUGGAAUGACUGAAGCUAUCUUAAAGACACUCUUACUCAGUGAGAAGUAGCCUACUGCAGAAAUAGUUAGCGAAACAGCUGUGUGUAAUUUCCCACAGUUAACUAUUUAGUAAAAUCUCGGUGCCAUAGAAGAAGUUUUACUGUUGCCGUUAUAAUGCAUUAGGAUGCUAAACAUUAGCAGAACUAAAAUCUUUUGAAGAAUAUAUGAGAUGAAUGUUUUUUUUUUUUUCUCAGA